AUGGCUGGUGACAGCCUCAUUCCCACGUCUGGGACAAGCCCAGACCACUACGAGUGCCACGGCCACGUCGGCUGCCAUUACCUCGACGACCUCCACAACGUCCACUAGGCCCGAGGCAUUUGAGAUUGAUGUCAUCUACCCACGCAAUGAGACAUACAAUGCCACGGAGACGUUCCCCGUUGUCGUGGCGAUCCAAAGGCCACUUGUCGCAAGUCGGUUGGGGAAGUUCAACUUCGGAGCGUACAUCAUGCCCUACAGCAAUUGGCAAACCCCGGGCGGAAUUGAUGUCGGCAAUACAGACAAAUGGGUACGCCCGUAUGAUGCCGCAAACUUCACUGACGAUCCAUUCUUCCUCAUAGAAGUCACGGAUGCUACGAGGUGGAACAAGGGAGUGAGCUAUUCUGGCAGGGGCUUGCACGCGCUUAUCUGGACAGUCCAAUGGCACCAAGAUCUUGACGACUGCGGAAGCGAUAGAUAUGUUAGUGGAAGAAUGUUCUUCACCAUCGACGACGAGGGCGUGAACCCCAAUAUCCUGGACGCGGCCGAGUGUCCAUUGGCGGGUUCAGUGGCCCAAGUCGACAGCAACGAAGGGGCUUGCCCAGCAAUCAGAAAAUUAGGGAACAGCACUGGUGACCCCUGCGCCAUUAAGAUUGACUCAGCGAAGGCAAGCAGCUUCUCAAGCCAGAUUGCCUCGUUGGCAACACCCGCCCCAGCAGCCACUACCACGGCCAUAACGAAGGAUGA
Messenger RNA from Clonostachys solani, 744 nucleotides. The record is from the annotation of a GenBank genome assembly. Lineage: Eukaryota; Fungi; Ascomycota; Sordariomycetes; Hypocreales; Bionectriaceae.